Messenger RNA from Eupeodes corollae, 2686 nucleotides. RefSeq names its product phosphatidylinositol 4-phosphate 5-kinase type-1 alpha (gene PIP5K59B). The transcript has 16 exons. Gene Ontology annotation, molecular function: phosphatidylinositol kinase activity. The record is from RefSeq and is a predicted model, not a curated record. Lineage: Eukaryota; Metazoa; Arthropoda; Insecta; Diptera; Syrphidae. Gene Ontology annotation, biological process: phosphatidylinositol metabolic process. The coding region runs from base 166 to 2454 and encodes 762 amino acids.
CAAAAUUUAGUUCGUUUAUUUCAGUUAAGGUUUGUUAAGUAACGGACUCACAAGAAUUAUUUUCCUUACCAUACAAAAUCUAAGUUUUAGAUUAAACUUUUUGUUAAAAAUAUGACUUAAAAAAACAAAAAUACUCUAUUAUUUGCUUUAACAAAAAUUGCUAGGAUGGAGUCAAUUGACGGAAUAAAUUCAAUUGACUUGGAGUCAUCAUCUCUAACUAAUACUAAAAACGCGGAUAGUUCUAUUUGCGAAAAAGAUGACCGCUUGGGUCAACUUAGUACUCCCGAGGGCCUGCGAGCACAAAAUUCAAAAUAUGGCAAAAUCGACAAAGAACGAAAAAUCGGCCAUCGGCGUGUGGGUGAAGGUGGAGAAAUUACGUACAAAAAAAUUCAAACUUCACAGAUCAUGGGCUCCAUUCAGUUGGGAAUACAACAUACGGUCGGAAGUCUUGCAUCUAAGCCAAAGCGAGAUCUCCUUAUGAUGGAUUUUUGGGAGAUAGAAAGCAUAUCAUUUUCUCCUGAAGGCUCUAGUUUAACUCCUGCACAUCACUACAGCGAAUUUAGAUUUAAAAUAUAUGCUCCCAUUGCAUUUCGUUAUUUUAGAGAUUUGUUUGGAAUUCAACCAGAUGACUUCAUGAUGUCAAUGUGUUCAGCUCCUUUGAGAGAAUUAUCAAAUCCGGGUGCAUCCGGUUCAAUAUUUUACCUAACCAACGAUGACGAGUUUAUAAUAAAAACCGUCCAACAUAAAGAGGGAGAAUUCUUACAAAAACUUUUGCCAGGAUAUUAUAUGAAUUUAAAUCAAAAUCCAAGGACGUUGUUGCCAAAAUUCUUUGGUCUUUACUGCUUUCAAUGCAAUAGCAAAAAUGUUCGAUUAAUUGUUAUGAAUAAUCUGCUACCAUCAUUUGUGAAAAUGCAUCUUAAAUACGAUUUAAAAGGAUCAACAUACAAACGGAAAGCAUCGAAAGCUGAACGGGGUAAGAAAUCGCCAACAUUUAAGGACCUGGAUUUCAUGGAACAUCAUCCAAAUGGAAUUCUUCUUGAAGCCGAAACAUAUAAUGCAUUGAUUAAAACAAUUCAACGCGACUGUACUGUCUUAGAGUCUUUCAAAAUAAUGGACUAUUCACUUUUAGUCGGUGUUCAUAAUUUAGAUCUUUCUUCCAAAGAGAAACAGAAUGCCCGUAAUACAAAUCCAAAGGCAAACCUUCCCAAUAAAAGUGAAGAUUCGGAUUUAGAAGAUGCUCCUGAGGCUGAUCAGUGCAUUGCAAUGGAGGGACGUGAAAACUCUAGUAUCAAUAGAAAUAGCUUAUUAUAUAGAUCUGUUAAUAAACAACGUCUGGUUGCACACUCUACAGCAAUGGAGAGUAUCCAAGCGGAAAGCGAGCCUAUUGAUGACGAAGAUGAUGUUCCACCUGGUGGUAUUCCUGCCCGAAGCGAAAAAGGAGAAAGGUUGCUUCUUUUUAUCGGAAUAAUUGAUAUUUUGCAAUCUUACCGGUUGAAAAAAAAGUUAGAGCAUACUUUUAAGGCCAUAAUACACGACGGAGAAACCGUAUCUGUUUGCCGUCCAUCCUUUUAUGCGCAACGCUUUCAAAACUUCAUGGCUAAAAAGGUGUUUAGAAAAAUCCCUUCACUGGAUCUCCCAGAAAUUAAGGGGAACCAUAGAAAGUUUCGUACUUUGGUAUCAAGUUAUAUAGCCCUUAAACAUUCCCCAUCGAAGAAGAAGAGUUUAUCGCGGGUUAUACAAAAGUCUAUUGAUAGCGAAACGGAAUCCCGGUCUGCUAACACUGCUGGCCUAUCUCAAGUAUCAAGUAGCCAAGUUUCAAAACCACCAAACAGAGCAACAGCAGUGGCUUCAAAUUCGAGUGGACCUCAAAGCAAACAAAAAUCAGCAAGUACUGUUAAAGCGAAAGUACCACCACCAGUGCCACCACGGGGAUCUCCUCGAAAUAAAAAAGGAGAACAAACGCGACAACCAAAAUCCACAUCCGUUUUAGAGGAGCAAUCUUCUCUACAGCAACGAGCUUCAUCAACAGGCACUACACCUUCUUGUUGCUCGACACCUCCCCCUGCUUUUGAUGAAAUUUCUGAAGAAAGCUUACAGAAACAAAGUUCUGGACGUAGAAAGAAUGAACGUCAAGUGAACACAAGCGGAUCGAUGUUGAGAACAUCAACCAGGGAAGAUACAAUUAGUGUUUCUGAAGUUCAUUUGGAACCAUACCUUGCUGUUGAUACCUCGCUUAGCAGUCAAUAUUCUUCUCGUGGUGGCUUAGCAUGGACCCCACCCGCCUCAGGUGAAGGUUCAACUCCAACGUGGACCGAAGGUACACCAAGUUUUACGGAUUCCAGUUCAAGCGGAGACUUCGAUAAUUUUUCGCCCAUAAGCAGACCUAAAUUCGAUAGACAUAAGCCAACCGUUGAAGAUGCCCUAAGUUCGCUCACUUCAGAAAUGAUAAACUAACAUCGCUGCAGUAAAACAGUAAUAACAUAUACAUAUGCCACAUACAAUUUUAACUAGUUCUAGUUUAAUUUGUUCGUUUGAUCAUAGAUAGAACCUAUAACGUAUGUACAAUAAUAGAUCGUUGUAUUCAUUUGUAUUUAUUAUCAAAUUAUACUGUAAAUCUUGUCUUAUAUUACUAUGUAUGUAUGUAAAAUAAUCAAUAAAUUCAAUCGUUCAUGAAUCAAAUUAAUAA